UAAGCUGGAGUUGGUGGGCAGAGAUGGGGGUGUGGCUGCCUCCUCUACUCCACCCAAAGGCUCGUUCAUUGGCUGAUCCUGGAGGAGAAGGAGGAGAGUACACAGGAGCCACGAAUGUCUGUAUCUGCAGCUACACAGUAAGUGAGCACAUUGUCACUCACUUUAUACAGCCGAGCCUUAACUUGCCCCUAUGGCCAAACACAUGCAGGAUAUUAGAUGAAAAUCUUUUUGAUGUCAGCUUGGAUGAAAAUAGGAUGAGGAAUCCACCUUUAUUUCAGAUGUCGAAUAAUCCCACGCCGCAUCCGAGAUCUCCAAACCGCAACAACAUGCCCCACCCAUACUACGCCAAGUUCAUCCAAGACAAUGUCCGCUUUCUGAAUGAGCCUAUAACCUACAUGGGAACCGCCAACACCAAACACAAGCAGACAGAGUGGUGGCCAAGAACAGAGGAAACCGAACCACUUCACAAACCAUCCUAUGACUGGACAACCACCCAAAGGAGUAGCUUCUGUAAAUUGACCAAUUACAGCCACCAGACACGCCAUGGCUGCAACCCACACAAAACCCCGCUACAAGGAAUAGCUCCACUUGCAUCUCCUAGAGGUAGAAAUCGGUUGCCCAAACUCUUCCAGGAAGGGAUUUCUUUCUUACAUCAAUAUGAUUCACGAUUAACACCCAAUGAACCUAUUCGAGGCAAGCGUCAUGGAGGAUUUGUGUGGAGAGAGAUAAAAACAGAGAGUGGUCCAGGCAUUCCUCAGGGAACAAGGCCAGUCCUAAAUGCCAUAGGGUCGCAUGCACUCCAACAGCCACAAACAGAAAGAGGAAAUGCGGCGGAAAGCAGUAUGACCUCACCCAAUCCCUGCCUGCAUGGUUCCCAACAGAUGUUGGAUUCUGAAGCUCACUUAUCAAAAACAGAACUGAGGGAGGCAGCCAAGACCAAUCCCAACAUGACAGCCAAAGAACAGAACAGCUCAAGCCGUUCUCAGACAUCCAGAAGAAAGGCGCUCGCUCCCAUUGGUGGAUUCGUGUCCAACCAGCCCAGUGUGAACCCCAAGUGAGCAGGCCAGGGAGUGUUAAUGCUGCUCGUCCAGACGCCUCCCGAUUAUUAUUUCCAGCUUAUAACCUCAACUCUUGUGUGGAUUGCUGACAGUAAAUAUCAUCUGGUGCCAAAUAUAAAUUGUAACAGAAUUACGUAAUUGCUGAUUCUUUGAUUUCAUUUUUGAAAUUGAAUUCUUAUAAAAAAAAAAAAAA
Molecule: messenger RNA, 1251 nt
Organism: Rana temporaria (common frog)
Lineage: Eukaryota; Metazoa; Chordata; Amphibia; Anura; Ranidae
Gene: CIMIP6
Product: chromosome 4 C2orf73 homolog
Exons: 5
Coding region: 24-1058 (344 amino acids)
Source: RefSeq, a predicted model, not a curated record